Messenger RNA from Acanthoscelides obtectus, 917 nucleotides. Lineage: Eukaryota; Metazoa; Arthropoda; Insecta; Coleoptera; Chrysomelidae. The record is from the annotation of a GenBank genome assembly.
UCUACGUGACAAGAUCAACUGCCAAAACGUCUGUCGCUCUGUCUAUCCCAGGGUAACGAGGGGUCAUUUAGUACGCCAAAGUGGCAGUAUUCCAAUCAUACGGUCCCGAAAUUCAUUAUCGCCAACAUUACAAAUUAAUAUAAAGAUGUCGCUACUGGUGAAAUAAGGUUUAUAACAGGUUUAUAAUAAGUAACAUAAAAAGCAUAGAUAACAUAACCUCCAACCUUGCUGGCACUGCUUUCUUGACAAAUAUUUGGAUUUUUAAUAAACUUUGAAAACAAAAAAAUGAAUCCUCCUCAAAAAGGAAAACAGAAGACCAAAGGUGCUAAUCAAAUUGUAGAAGAUAAUAUAGCCACAUUGAGCUUUUAUAGAAAUAUGGCCAUUGGAGCAAAUGCACUAUCGUUAAUUAUAUUAGUAUUUUACCAGUCAACAAUUAGCAUAAUUUUAUAUUUAUUCUCAUGUUUAGUGUACAUUGGAUCAUAUCAAUUCAUGGCUUAUAUGGCAAAAGCAAAAUAUUUUGAAACUGGGAAGCUCAUUGAUAGUGGAGUAGAUUUGAACAUGGAAGGUGGCAUUGCAGAGCACAUUAAAGACGUUAUCAUAUUGACAGCUGGUUGUCAAAUACUAUCAUCAGUAAUUUCAAACUACUUUUGGUUGCUAUGGUUAUUGGCUCCUUUGAGGGCAUUUUGGAUUGCUUGGAAAAAUAUAUUGCAACCUUAUUUCUUCCAAGAAGCCCCUGAGCAGGAGGUAAAUGAAAAAAAGCAGAAAAAGAUGGAGAGGAAAAUGAAAAGGAUUCAACGGUAGAAUUUACUUGACGGAAAAUUCUGUUGAAAAAAUUUGUUUUUUUAUAGGAUUUCUACAAGAUAGAUUUUCUAUUUUUAAUUCUAUAAUAUAGUGAGGGAAUAAAGACAUAUUUAUAA